AUGAUUUCAGAAAAUCCAGUAGAGUAAUCGUAUAAUCAUCCAAUAUUUCAGACAAAUAACUCUGCUUGUGGAUCAAUAACUUCUAAGUAUAAUUUUGAAGGUAACUCUAUUGAUUAAGCACCAUUCAUAAAGUAUUUACAAGAAAAUCAAAACUAAACAAAUACAUUAACAAUUGAAAGUUCAGACAGGAGGGAUAAGGGAAUAAAAACUAUCGUUUUCUAAGGAACAUCAGCUGUACUUGGUAUCAAGAAACAAGUAAUGAUAACUUUUAACUUUACGCUUUGCUCUGAUUAGAAAUUGAUUACUUCUGCAUAUUCAUCUUUUAGCUACAUUUUAGGUCAAGGAACUUAAAAUAUUACAAAAAUUACACCACCAGUAUUGAACUCUCAUUGUAAUUAUGAGACAAAAUUAUCAGAUUAUGAAUCAAAUUACAUUGAAGAUUCACCAUAAUACUUUAUACAAAACGAUUCGAUAAUAGUCAACGUAACAUAGAGUGAUGAAUAUGAGACAGGAAAUAUAUUAACCUUUUAUUUAUCAUACAUUCUUUCUGAUGAUCCAAGUGUAACUAAAAGUGAGCUAAUAACUGUAACUUUUUUAGGAUGUGAUUCUUAUUCAUCUGUACUAUCACAGACUUUGCCAAACUUCACUUAUCGCCUUGGAUAAACUAAUCAAAAUAACACAAUAAUUUACAAGAAAUUUACAACGAAUGAUACUCUUUGUAAAAAUUGGGAGAUUUAACUAUUCUUAUUAAAUGAAGAUGAAGAACUUUGUCAGGCUCCCUCAUUCAUCACAUUGAAUGAUUCAAACUAAAAGCUUACAAUAUAUCCAAUGACACAAGAUAUAGGUGUAUACUAAAUAGCUAUAAAAGCUAUUCUAAACAAAUACCUUGUAGGGUUCUAAAAUAUUACAUUAAACGUGACCGUGCUAGAUUGCAAAGAAGCUAUGAUAGAUUUAAGCAACUAAACCUAUCAAGAUAUAAAUUAUACAGUUGCAAGGGGAACUGAGUAUUUCAAUUUCAGUCCGUUCACUUUAACUCUUGAACCAUGCCCAAUUCAAUACAAUAUAAUAAGUUCAUUGAGCCAAUAAAUCUUACCACAAUGUGAAAAAAUAUAAAUUGAGUAGUAGUCUUCUGUUCUAAGGAUUGUCCUCGAUUGUGGAUAGAAUUCUAACGCAGGUACAUAUCUUUUGAGAUUGUAGGGAAAUUUAAUAGCAAAUUAAGAUGUUUUUUGGAGAUCAAUGGAGUUUAAACUAAAUAUUUAUGAAAAUUGCUCAAUGUAAUUAAUUGGAGAAGGGGAGAACAGUGUAUAUCCAUAUUAAAUAGGAUUACCGAAUUGUGAUUAUCGUAGUUUCAUUGAUUUUUCAAUUGAAUAUUCAAGUGGUUGCACAUUAGCAGUUAUAUAACCAGAUAAUGAUUUAAACAACACAAUCCCUUAUUAAUACAAUGUUAAUGAUGGAGGAAAAAUAUUUGACCUAAGCUAAUAUCAGUCAUUUCCAUCAUUCUGCAUUGAUUAUGCGACCUAUUAAAUCUAAUAUUCUUUUAAGAAUGGCAUAAUACAAAAUGGUAUUAUACCUAAUUACUUCUUAUUUAAUCAAACAAAGCCUGAAUUGAGUGUUUACACUACGAAUGAUGAAAAUGUAGGAAUAUAUCAAUUUACUGUUUCAACCUUAAUUCUUGGAGGUCCUACAAUUAGAAAUGACUUAAUCAUAUAAAUAACUGAUUUUAAUAGCGAAUGUCUCAAUGCUACUAUUUAAUACAAAGAGGAAAUUAGUUCUGUAUUUAAUUAUACUAUUGGUAAUACAGCUUAGAACUUUAGCUAUGAUAUAUUAAUAAGUUCUGUAUAAGCUGCUUGCAAAAUAAUCUACAAUAUAAGCUUUGAUGGCCAAUCCAAUAUUAACAUGUUUUUAAUUAACUACUAGGAGUAAUCAAUAGUACAAAUUUUUACUGGUGAUGUUGAAUAUAUUGGAUCAUAUGAAUUAGGUUGCACUGCAUACCUUUAAGAUAACCCAAUAUCCUCGAUUUUUUCAAUUCCAAUUACUAUCAAUAUUUUUCACCCUUGUUAAAUUGCCUAAAUAUAAAUUAAAAAUCUUCCAACUAUUCCUAAUCCGAUAAAAUACACAAUCAAUAAUAACGAUUCAUAAAUUCUGAGCUAUAAACUUACUUGGAGUACUGAUAAAUUAGAAUGUGAAUUGUCUUAUGAAAUUUAAGAUGAAACUACUAUGAUAGCUCCCCAUUAAAAUUAUAGCAUUACUCUUGAUCCGAUACAUAAAGAAAUAACGUUUAAGAACCCAUUAAAUUUAGAAAACGUAGGUACUACUAGUUACUAAUUUAUACUUAUUGGCUAUGUAGUUGGUUACCAAACAAAUAAAGAAGUACUUAAACUUUAAGUAGAUUAUAAUUUGGAUUGCUCAAUUGCAUCUAUAAAUGACCCUUAAAUAGAAAAUUAACAUUAUACUGUAGGGGAUAAUAACCUUACGAUUCCUUUAAAAUGGUCAGUUAGUCCUCUUUUGUGCAAUAAGAUUAUAUAUUCUAUUUCAGAUGACUUUAAAAUCUUUUCAACAGUAAUAUCAAAUGAAUUUUUAGCAAUAGGGACUAAUAAUAUUUAUUUUGCUGGUAAUUAUAACAUGCAAGUUAAAGGUGAAAUAAGUGGUGGAAUUUCUAUUAGCACAGUAUUUGAUCUAAAUAUUAUUAAUCCUUGUUUGAAAUCUAUUCUUACAGCUACUUAGUAGGAUGAUAUUGAUUUAUAUAUUGGAUAAGCUAGGCAAAUUUUGAUAUCUAAUUUUUUAUCAAGUAUUUCAACUCAAAUUUGCGGGUAGUUUUAAUACAUAAUUGAGUUUGAGAAUGCCUCUAAUAUAUACAAUUAGUAUUUGAAUAAAAAUAUAAAUCAAAAUUCAACCUAUUUAUGGAUUUAAAUAACAGAUUACAGGGCCUAAAAUUAAACUAUUCCAUUAAUACUGAAAGGAAAAAUUCCUAAUCUUGAAUAUGUUCAGACUAUAAUUAAGAUUAAUGCUAGGACGAAUUGUUCUAAUCAAAUUAUCGAGAAUCUGAAUCUAUUAGUAGAGUAAAUUAACUAUACGGUAAAUGAUAUAAAGAUCGAUAUAGAUUUCUCUACAAGAUUUAAGUUAAAUUUUUAUGGUUGUGGAGAUAUAUUAUACAGUUGUACCGAUUCAAGAAGAUAAAAUGUUUGUGACCCAGCUAUUUUUACAAUUAAUCAUAAUACAGGUAUGCUAAGUAUAUUUACAUCGGAUAUUAGAAAGGCCUAAGCAGUGAAACUACAAAUUACAGCGACAACACAAAACGUAAAGAAUUAAACAGAAAUUCCAGUGCUAAUAACAGCAGACUGCAAAGAUACAAUAAUAACAUCCCCAUCAGAUAUUUCAGAAGAUAUUGCUCUAAUAUACCCUCAAACAAACAUAACUCUAAAAGCUGAAUUUACUGAUUUAAUAGGAUGCCAAAAAUUUUACAAAUAUUCAUUGCUUCUUGAUAAUGAUUAAAACUUGUCACCAUGGUUAAUAAAUAUCAAAGAUGGUACUCAUUAGGUACCAGAGCUCUAAGUAGCACAUGGCACUCCAAACUUUCAAAUAAAAAUAAAAGUUAAUCUUUCAGUUUUUAAUAUCAUCUCAAGCAGCAAAUAUAUCAUCAAUAUCAAAUGCCUUAAUCCUUAAAGUAGGUAGGGGACAACCUCUACAGUUGUAUUACCUUUGAUAGAUUAAAUUCACUCUACAGUCAUAUCCGCUGUUUAUAUAGUUCACUAAUUUGCAGAACUUUAAAAAUAUCAAGUUCAUUUAUUCUGGUUCACAGAUAAUUAUAUCUGGGAAUUAGAGACUGUAUCAAAGAUUUUGGUUCCUCCAAUUUUCAAAGAAGAUCUUGAAUAUAUUGAAUUAGAUAUUAACUAAAAACAUUCCUACAAUUUGCCAGAUAUUUAAUCAUACUCAAGAAAUUUGGUUAGUAUUUAAAUAUCUCUAGGUAAAGCUUCUAACUUUGUCAAUUACUAUCGAACAACAAAGAGCUUCUCAAUAAGUCCAUCAUCAACAUAAGGGGGCAAAUCAUAUAAAAUUCAAAUCAAACUAGUAGAUCAAGAUAUUUAAUCUUUGUCAACUAAUUACGAAUUAACAAUUAUAAUUAAAGCAGCAAAUGAUGACAGUUAAUUUUAAAACUAGAAUUAAAAUACUUAAAAUUCAACUAGCAAUUAGACAUUAGUAACAAUAAACGAUCAAAUAUUCAAUUAAAGUGAGUAUGCAAUUUAUUAAGCCUCAAAUUAAUAUCUAGAUCAAUAAGCAUAAGAAGUUUAAAAUGUCUUAUAUACUUCCGAGGAUUUUAAUGUUAGUAACCUAAGUAGUAAUAUUUAUCAAGAAUUGUUAAAAAAGAUCAACGCAAAUGCAUAUGAUCCAUAACUUAAGCCAUAGAUAUCAUAAAUUAAUCAGCAAGGUGAAAUGACUAUAAACUUUAAUUUAGAUGUUCUUAUUCCUAAAAGUUAUGCAAAUUUCAAUGAUAAAGUUAUGAAAAUGAGAGUUAAAUAGGACUCUAACUCUGAUAAGAAUAAAAAGAACUAGACAAAAAGAAUGCUUGCAGUUUAAACUAGCUCAUCCGAUGAUCUAUAGUACUCAUGGAAAGUAACAUUAUUUACCAAGAGAGAAUUAAAGAUCAAAUUAGAUUUUUAAGAACCACUUCUAGUUUCUGCUGAAGUAAGGGAAUUUAAAUCUUACUUAAUUUUUAGUCUACAAACUAUGUUUCAAUACAGUUUCUAAUGA
Stylonychia lemnae is the source of this 4749-nucleotide messenger RNA. NCBI's taxonomy places the organism in Eukaryota, Ciliophora, Spirotrichea, Sporadotrichida, Oxytrichidae. The record is from the annotation of a GenBank genome assembly.